This is a messenger RNA of Daucus carota subsp. sativus, 1457 nucleotides long. RefSeq lists its product as uncharacterized. Gene Ontology annotation, molecular function: serine-type peptidase activity. Bases 30 to 1253 code for a protein of 407 amino acids. The record is from RefSeq and is a predicted model, not a curated record. Gene Ontology annotation, biological process: proteolysis. Lineage: Eukaryota; Viridiplantae; Streptophyta; Magnoliopsida; Apiales; Apiaceae. The transcript is spliced from 13 exons.
GUUACGGAGUUGCAGUUCACACGUGUACCAUGUUCCUCGGCACGUGCCAACUCACCUGCCACUUCUCGUACUUUCCAUCUCCUCUGCAACUAACUACUUAUAGCAGUGUUUAUACUUACAACAACACUUACAAAGUCAAGCUCCGAAGCACCGCCGGAAUCACUCGCCGGAAAAUGGCCGGAAAAGUUGAAGCCGCCGGAGAGGAUGGUCUGAAGCUCAGGUCUCGGUUCAUUCAUCUCUUGACCACUCGCCGAUCUCCUCAAGUUCCUCUUACUGUGGAACCUGGAAAACCUGUUGCGGAACCCAUGUAUCAAGAGACUCCCAAGCCAAUAUUCAGUGAGGCAAUGGAAUCUUGCCCAAAGGCAAAUAUUCCUAAUUUCAAUAAGCUACUCAAGGAGGAGAACUUGUAUUUGACAACUGAGGAAGGCGAACAAGGGCGAUUGCCUGUGCUAAUAUUAAGUAUAAAAGAAAGCACUCCUCAAAGAAGGCCGGCUAUUGUGUUUCUUCAUAGCACAAACAAGUGCAAAGAAUGGCUUCGCCCUUUGCUUGAGGCAUAUGCUUCACGCGGUUACAUAGCGGUUGCCAUCGAUUCUCGUUUCCAUGGGGAGCGUGCCAGCAGUCUGACCACCUAUCGCGAAUCUCUAGUAUCGGCAUGGAAAAAUGGUGAUACAAUGCCAUUCAUCUUCGACACGGUCUGGGAUUUAAUAAAACUAGCUGAUUAUCUUUCACAAAGGGAUGAUAUUGAUCCGUCAAGGAUUGGAAUUACCGGGGAAUCACUUGGAGGAAUGCAUUCAUGGUUUGCUGCUGCGGCUGAUACACGUUAUGCUGUAGUUGUUCCCAUAAUUGGUGUUCAGGGAUUUCGAUGGGCUAUAGAUAACGAUAAAUGGCUUCCCCGAGUAAACAGUAUAAAAGCAGUAUUUGAAGAAGCACAGAUUGAUUUGAACAAAAGCGCAAUCGAUAAAGAAGUGGUAGAGAAGGUUUGGGACAGAAUCGCUCCAGGACUCGCCUCAGAGUUUGAUGCACCCUACACCGUUCCUCUUAUUGCACCACGCCCUCUCUUGCUUCUAAAUGGGGAAGAAGAUCCACGUUGCCCGCUUGCGGGUCUUGACAUUCCCAAGCAAAAAGUAGCCGAGGCAUAUGAAAAUGCUGGUUGUAAAGAUAAAUUUAAGGUGAUUGCGGAACAAGGAGUUGGGCACCAAAUGACAGCUUCAAUGGUAAAGGAAGCAAGUGACUGGUUUGACGAAUAUCUUUAAUUGUAGCUUUUUUCUUGACAGUUUGAGAAUACUGUCAUGUGUCUUGUCCUAUCCCUUCCCUGAUUUCAGUAAUUGUAUUUUAUGUUGCAACUUCAGCAUAGUAUUGUAAACUUUGUAUUUAAUCAACUUGUUCCGUUCUUGCUCACCCAUGUAUCCAUUAAUUCGAUCUGAUCUAUUUUUUAUCCAUUUGUGUUUUUUUGUUAA